AUGGGAAUGUCACGCUCAGCAAGGAUAUCCCUCCUCCUCCUCAUCGACGUUAUCUUCUUCUGGGUCGAACUUAUCGUUGGUUAUGUGGUUGGUUCCCUCGCACUUGUGGCUGACAGCUUCCACAUGCUUAACGACGUGAUUAGCCUGGUGGUCGCACUCUAUGCAAUCAGGGGAUCACCGAAGGACUCACGAUAUUCCUAUGGGUGGCACCGCGCAGAGAUCCUCGCCGCUUUGAUUAAUGGGGUUUUCCUCCUUGCACUGUGCUUCUCCAUUUCCCUGGAGGCUAUAGAACGCUUCUUCUCAAUCCCAAAAAUCUCCAACCCCCGCCUUAUAGUUAUCGUCGGCUCUCUCGGCCUAGCGUCGAACAUUUUUGGAUUGUUCCUAUUCCACGAACAUGGGCAUUCACACAGUCACUCCACUCCUUCCACACCAGCGAGGCCUGCUCAUGUUGCUCUCGAAGAAGCGCCACAGCUCAGGCACGCUCGUUCGCGCACGGAAUCCCACUCCUCCGAGUCUCUGUCCGGUCAUCCAGCGGCCACUCGCGCAUCUUUGGUCCAGUUCGCAAACGAUCUCGCGUACACGUCGCGGAGUGGCCUUUCGCUUGAAGCCGAAGGCGCGCAGCGCACUGCGUUAUCACUGACCGAUGACACGCAGAAUAACGGGAACAGUUUAGCUGCCCCCGCGACUCGGAUACUCGACCCCGAGACCAUUGACGCCGGUUAUCAGCAUGAGCAUGGCGGACAUUCGCACGCGGGCUCGAUGAACAUGCGUGCUUUGCUGCUUCACGUCCUCGGUGAUGCCCUCGGUAACGUCGGCGUCAUUGUUACAGGCCUCAUCAUCUGGCUCACCAACUGGAGCUUUAAAUUCUACUUCGACCCCAUAAUCAGCUUGGUAAUCGCAACCAUCAUAUUCUCCACCGCUCUCCCAUUGGUGCGGAGCACGUCGUUCGUUCUUCUCCAACGAGCACCUUCUACCAUUUCGAUUGAGCGGGUUCGGGCGGCGAUAUUGGGCGUCGAAGGCGUCCUGUCGCUCCACGAGCUGCACAUCUGGCAGCUUUCGGAAAGCAAGAUCGUUGCUUCGGUCCACGUCUUGACAUCCACCGAGCACCAGUUCAUGCCCGUCGCGGUGAAUAUCAGAGAAGUGCUGCACCAUCACGGCAUCCACUCGAGCACCAUACAACCAGAGUAUCACCCCCUUCGAAUGGUCCCCGAAGAACACCUCAAUAACGUAAACCCCCUCCUGCCCCGGAUGUUUGAUAGAGAUAGUCUACCGGAGGAACAUGUCUUCGUUGUGUAA
Molecule: messenger RNA, 1296 nt
Organism: Pleurotus ostreatus (oyster mushroom)
Lineage: Eukaryota; Fungi; Basidiomycota; Agaricomycetes; Agaricales; Pleurotaceae
Exons: 8
Coding region: 1-1296 (431 amino acids)
Biological process (GO): zinc ion transmembrane transport; intracellular zinc ion homeostasis
Cellular component (GO): membrane
Molecular function (GO): zinc ion transmembrane transporter activity
Source: RefSeq, a predicted model, not a curated record